AUGGCUGGGGACACGUCGAAGGAACAGCCGUUCACGCUGAACGUCCCAGACGCAGACCUCAACCUCCUCAGACAGAAGCUCAAGAACACCCGCUUCCCCGACGAGCUCGACGAAGCCGGUUGGGAGUACGGCGUGCCCCUCGCGGACGUGAAACGCCUCGUCGCGCGCUGGCAGGACGGCUUUGACUGGCGCGAGUCCGAAGCGGCCAUCAACGCGCUGCCCCAGUUCACGCGCGACAUCGAGGUCGAGGGCUUUGGGACGCUCAACAUCCAUUACCUCCACCAAAAGAGCGAAGAGAAGAACGCUGUCCCGCUGCUCUUUGUGCACGGAUGGCCCGGACACUUCUUGGAGGUGCGGAAGAUGCUGCCGCUGCUGACCGCGAAGUCGGCGGACCAUCCGAGCUUCCACGUGGUCGCGCCGAGCCUGCCUGGCUUUGGGUUCUCGGAAAACCCGAAGAAGAAGGGGUUCGCGCACCGCCAGUACGCCGAAGCGGCGAACAAGCUCAUGAUCAGCCUGGGAUACGACCAGUACGUCGUCCAGGGAGGAGACUGGGGUCACUAUGUCUCGGCGUACCUCAGCACAUUCUACGCCCACACGAACCUCAAAGCGUGGCUCUCCAACUUCCCCCACGCCCGGCCCCCGACGCUCGCCCAGUCCCCACGGCUGUACCUCGCGAACCUGCCCACGCCCUACACCGCGCGCGAGCGCGAGGGCCUCGCGCGCACGAGGGCGUUCGAGGCCACCGGCGGCGGGUACGCGUUCGAGCAGGGCACGAAGCCGCAGACGGUCGGCACCGCGCUCGCGGACUCGCCCGCGGGACUGCUCGCGUGGAUCUACGAGAAGCUGGUCGGGUGGAGCGACGGGUGCCGGUGGGAGGACGACGAAGUGCUCGAGUGGGUGUCCAUCUACUGGUUCUCGCGCGCGGGCCCGGCGGCGUCGGUGAGGAUCUACAAGGAGAUGACCGGGUGCUGGGCGUACCCCGUCGUCACCAACGUCAAGUGGACGUCGAUCCCCUUCGGCAUGUCGCACUACAAGGACCUCCAUUACAGCCCGAAGAAAUGGUUACAGACGCUGGGCAACCUCCAGUUCGAGUCGGAGCUGCACGAGCGUGGGGGCCACUUCGCCGCGUAUGAAGUCCCGGAGGCUCUCGUAGGCGAUAUCAGAAAGUUCUUUGGCAAGGGUGGGGCCGCUUUCGGAGUGGUCGAGGGCAAGAACGGAUAUGCUUCAUUCCAAUGA
Epithele typhae is the source of this 1236-nucleotide messenger RNA. Its product is annotated as alpha/beta-hydrolase. The transcript has 8 exons. The record is from RefSeq and is a predicted model, not a curated record. The coding region runs from base 1 to 1236 and encodes 411 amino acids. Gene Ontology annotation, biological process: epoxide metabolic process. NCBI's taxonomy places the organism in Eukaryota, Fungi, Basidiomycota, Agaricomycetes, Polyporales, Epitheliaceae. Gene Ontology annotation, molecular function: epoxide hydrolase activity.